Colossoma macropomum (tambaqui) is the source of this 1460-nucleotide messenger RNA. Its product is annotated as 4-galactosyl-N-acetylglucosaminide 3-alpha-L-fucosyltransferase 9-like. Gene Ontology annotation, cellular component: membrane. The transcript has 2 exons. The coding region runs from base 136 to 1293 and encodes 385 amino acids. NCBI's taxonomy places the organism in Eukaryota, Metazoa, Chordata, Actinopteri, Characiformes, Serrasalmidae. Gene Ontology annotation, molecular function: alpha-(1->3)-fucosyltransferase activity. The record is from RefSeq and is a predicted model, not a curated record.
UCCUUCAUCCACCUGGUCUGUGUUCUUUUGCAGUUCCUGGUCAGAACGGCCGUGUAGGUGUUUAGACCUGUACCAAGGAAGACCAGCAGCGUUCUGCACACCUGAGGACGUUCCUGCAGACAUCCAGGCUCAGAAAUGCUGCUGAAAACUCCCACCAGACUCAUCUAUACAGCCAGCUUUCUGCUGCUGGCUUUAGGAGCUCUACUUUUCAUUGGCUACAAGCUGAGCCUGGAGAUGCCGCAGUACCCUGCGCAAACCAAAGACAACGUCUGUACAGAGGCCUGCAUUGAGGCUCUUAAGGAGGAUAAGAAUAACCCCAUUUUAAAGGACUGCCCUGUUAUAGACAAAAAGAACGAUCAGAAAUCAGUAGCCAAACAAGCAGAUCUGGAGAAGGAAGCUGAGAUACUCAUCUUGGUCUGGAUAUGGCCUUUUGGCGCACCGUUUCCGGUGGACACCUGCGAAUCGCUGUUCGGUAUCAAAAACUGUCAUAUAAUAGAUGACAGAAAUCAAUAUGAGAAAGCUGACGCCGUUUUGUUCCACGCUAGAGACAUCAGUGAUGAGAUACCAAACCUUCUGAAACUGCCACGGUAUCCACUGCAGAUGUGGGUGUGGAUGAACAGCGAGUCUCCAGGCUACACACCUCGACUGAAAGGAGCAGAUGACCUGUUCAAUCUGACGUCAAAUUACCGAAGAGAUUCAGACAUCUGGGCGCCUUAUGGACGAAUUGUGAGAGCCACCGAGGAGGAGAAAGCCUUUCAGAUACCAAAAAAGGACAAGCUAGUCUGCUGGAUUGUCAGCCACUGGAACGAAGAAUUCAGGCGAGUGGCCUACUUCAAAGAAUUCAGCAAACACAUCCAAGUAGACGGCUUUGGAAAGCACUUCGGGAAAGAGGUGAACAAAGAAGAUUUUUUCAAAGUUAUUACCAGCUGCAAGUUCUACCUGUCGUUUGAGAACUCCAUCCACCGAGACUACAUUUCAGAGAAGGUCUUUCACCCACUGGUUCUCGGCACGGUUCCUGUGGUUAUCGGCCCGCCCAGGGACAACUAUGAGGAAUUCAUACCAAAAGAUGCCUUCAUCCACGUCGACGAUUUCAGAACGCCCAAAGAUCUGGCAGAAUAUCUCAAAGUCAUUGACCAGAACGAAGAAAUGUAUAAAGGAUAUUUUGCUUGGAGGAAACACUUUGUUGCCAAGGUUGGUCAUCCUGAAGAGCACGCCUGUCGUACUUGUGAAUAUAUAAGAGUGAACAGGAACUACAGAGUAUCCAAAAACAUUAAUAAAUGGUAUUUUAAUUAGCCUGAACUCAGAGAGGAAACUCAUUCGUGGACUCUUGACUACUUGAUGUAGUGUCACGCUUUUGGGUAAAAAUCCAGAAUCAACAAAUCAAAAUCCCACACAUCAUAUAGGUCCUAUGGAGGAAGAUCUAAAGCUGCAAACACUUCAGAGGUUUUGAGUACAAAAAA